AAUGUGCUAAACGAAGAUUAGACCUAUGUGAUUAUUCGCGUUAAUGACAACCCUUCUUUUUGUUCAAGAUGGACUCAAUCUUUCCUCUUCAAAACUGAAAUCAGAAACGCCUGACAACCGCACUAUCCAGGACUUUAUAGAGGAUUAUGUAGAUGAAUAUAUAGAUGGACUCAAUCUUUCCUCGUCACAGGCGAGUAAUAAGAGCAACUUCCAGAACUUUGUUGAGGAUUAUGUUGAUAAUUAUAUUGGUGGACUCAAUGUGACCUUAUCACUAGCACAACUGCAGCUGCCUGGUAACCAUACUAUCCAGAGCUUUGUAAGAGAUUUUGUAGACAACUAUGUGGGUGCACUCAAUAUUUCCUCAUCACAGCCGAAAGCACGACCGCCUGAUAACCGCACUAUUCAGAACUUUGUAAAGGUUUACGUAGACAAGUACGUGGGUGCACUCAAUAUUUCCUCAUCACAGCCGAAAGCACGACCGCCUGAUAACCGCACUAUUCAGAACUUUGUAAAGGUUUACGUAGACAAGUACGUGGUUGCACUCAAUAUUUCCUCAUCACAGAGGACUGAUAUCCAAACUAUCCAGAACUUUGUAAAGGAUUUUGUGAAUGAGUAUGUGGAUGGUCUAAAUAUCAGCUCACCACAAUCACCAACCACUGAAAACCGCACUAUUCAGAGCUAUGUUAAGGCUUAUGUCAAGAAGUUUGUAGUUGGACUCAAUUUAACCUCAUCAGAGAUGCGACAGCAACUUCUAGAUAACCGCACUAUCCGGAACAUUGUAAUGGAUUAUGUCGACGAGUAUGCGGGUGGACUUAACUUUUCCUCGUCACAGUCACAACCUCGACCGCUUGAUAACCGCAUUAUCCAGAACUUAGUAAAGGAAUAUGUGGAUGAGUAUGUGGAUGGUCUUAAUAUCAGCUCGCCACAGUCGCAAUCACCAACUAUUGAAAACCGUACUAUCCAGAGCUAUGUUAAGGAUUAUGUAGAGACGUUUGUAGAUGGACUCAAUUUAACCUCAUCAGAAAUGCGACCACAGCUUCUAGAUAACCGCACCAUCCAGGACAUUGUGAUGGGUUAUGUCGAUGAUUAUGUGGGUGGACUUAACUUUUCCUCGUCACAAACACAACCACAGCCACUGGAUAACCGCACUGUUCAAAACUUUGUAAAGGAUUACGUAGACGAGUAUGUGGGCGGACUGAAUAUUUCCUCGCCACAAAUGCAACCACACGUACUGCCAGAUAACCGCACUAUUCAGAACUUUGUAAAAGAUUAUGUGGAUGAAUACGUCGGUGAACUCAAUCUUUCUUCCUUACAAUCACCACAACCGCCAAACAACAGAACCCUCCAGAGUUUUGUAGAAGCUUAUCUAGAUGCGCACAAUGUUUCUUCGUCACUACCGCAACUACAACCGUCUAAUAAUCGCACGAUCCAGAAGUUUGUGGAAGCUUAUGUUGAUAGGUAUAUAGAUGGACUCAAUCUUUCCUCAUCAAAGCCACGACUACUAUCGCCGAAUAACCGUACUAUCCAGGAAGUUGCCGAGGCAUAUGUAGACCAGUACCUAGAUUACCUCAAUCUUACCUCCCCGCAAGCGCAACUAGGACCUGAUAAUCGCACAAUCCAGAGUUUUGUUAGGGAUUAUGUGGACGAGUAUAUAGACGGUCUCAACCUUUCUUCGUCGCAACCACAACCACCUAAUAACCGCACAAUCCAGACCUUUGUAAAGGAUUAUGUGGAUGAAUACGUCAGUGAACUCAACUUCUCCUCAUCACAACCUCAACUACGGCCACAAGUGCCUGAUAACCGCACUAUCCAGAACUUUGUCAAAGCUUUCGUCGAUGAACAUAUAAGUGAGUGGCACAAUGCGCACAAUGUUUCUUCGUCACUACCGCAACUACAACCGUCUAAUAAUCGCACGAUCCAGAAGUUUGUGGAAGCUUAUGUUGAUAGGUAUAUAGAUGGACUCAAUCUUUCCUCAUCAAAGCCACGACUACUAUCGCCGAAUAACCGUACUAUCCAGGAAGUUGCCGAGGCAUAUGUAGACCAGUACCUAGAUUACCUCAAUCUUACCUCCCCGCAAGCGCAACUAGGACCUGAUAAUCGCACAAUCCAGAGUUUUGUUAGGGAUUAUGUGGACGAGUAUAUAGACGGUCUCAACCUUUCUUCGUCGCAACCACAACCACCUAAUAACCGCACAAUCCAGACCUUUGUAAAGGAUUAUGUGGAUGAAUACGUCAGUGAACUCAACUUCUCCUCAUCACAACCUCAACUACGGCCACAAGUGCCUGAUAACCGCACUAUCCAGAACUUUGUCAAAGCUUUCGUCGAUGAACAUAUAAGUGAGCUCAAUUUUUCCUCGUCAGAACUGCAACUACAACCUUCAAAUAACAGAACUAUCCAGAACUUUGUAAAGGAUUACGUAGAUGAGUACAUAGGCGGACUCAAUCUGUCAGCCUCGUCAGAACUGCAACCACAAUCGCCUAAUAAUCGAACAAUCCAGAACUUUGUGAAGGAUUAUGUACAUAAGUAUAUAGCUGGACUCAAUCUUUCCUCGUCUGAACCUAAUAACCUCACCAUUCAGAGCUUUGUAGAGUCUUACGUAGAUAAGUAUAUAGGUGAACGAGAGUUUCCUUCCUCACAAGUGCCUGACAACCGGACCAUCCAGAACUUUGUGGAAGCUUAUGUAGACGAAUAUGUCGGUUAGUAUACUGUAUUAUUAUAUUGCUGU
This is a messenger RNA of Orbicella faveolata, 2725 nucleotides long. RefSeq lists its product as uncharacterized. The record is from RefSeq and is a predicted model, not a curated record. NCBI's taxonomy places the organism in Eukaryota, Metazoa, Cnidaria, Anthozoa, Scleractinia, Merulinidae.